This is a messenger RNA of Myodes glareolus (Bank vole), 1708 nucleotides long. RefSeq lists its product as uncharacterized. The record is from RefSeq and is a predicted model, not a curated record. Lineage: Eukaryota; Metazoa; Chordata; Mammalia; Rodentia; Cricetidae.
UUGGGGCAUCUGUUCAUUGCCUACAGGUUUUGGAUGUAGCCAUGUUGGCAAGACUGAGCAGGCUGCUUGGGAGACAGAAGGGAGAGCAUAACGAGACUAGAGGGAAGCAGAAGGACGAUGCCCUUCAACCUCAGUGUCGCACGUCAAGACAUAAAUGGUUCUGGGGAAAACACAGAAGUACUGGAAAGACAUCAAUCCCAAACUCUGUUACUAGACAGGAGCAUCAGAUGAACAAGGUUGAUACACUGACCCUACAGCUUCAGAUGAUGACCCAAGAAAGGAAUGAACUUCAUGGAAUCCUGGCUAAUUAUACCACCAAGGACUUGAACAACAGGCUAAAUUUUGAACUGGAGUUGGUGAAUAUUGAGCAUAAGAAAGUGAUGUUGAACCUACAGAAAUUCCCCACAGAGAAUAGAGAAGCCGUGUACAAGUGCAAGGAGCUGACUGAGGAAACUGUCUCCUACAGCAUUCUCCACAACCAGCUCCUGAGUGAGCGAACUCAGUUGAAGGAAAAAGUGACUAUGUUGAGAGAGGAGAACCGAAAGCUACGGAGGGAGCAGAUUUCACUGCAAGAGUCCUGUGAGAAGGUGAAGAAUCUCUGUCAAGAGGUUGACGAGGAGAUUUAUGAGCUAUGUGCCGAGGAGAAGGAGAAACAGGAAACACUGGAGGAAAGACAACAAUCCCUGCUGAAGCUGAGGGAUCUGGUCACCAAACAUAUAGACUUGGCAGAAAAGCUGCAGAAUACGUUCGCUGUCUCCCAGAUGAGCUCCGCUUUGGAGAACUGAGAAGGCUGAAGGAAGCUUCACACAUUCUCCACUCUAGCUGCAACACCUACUGAAAAACAGACCCCUCCUCGUAGAUGUGAACUAACCAGUGAGGAAAAUCUCCACCGAGUGCAGGGGAUCCAUCCCCAAUCUGAUUCAAGUUCUGUUGGUGCACUAUUCCUGCAGAAAGGAAGUCAUCAGAAAGAAGCCUGAGAUUCAGAGGACCCACUAAGAAUUACUCAGAAUCCUGACAUUGGUCAGCAGGUGGACCCUGAGUGGUGCACAGCAGCAAGGGGAGGAUAUGCUGCUGAGCAAGGCUUACUCUGCCAGUUUACUCUCCAAGUCUUUAGUAAGCCGGCUGAGACCUCCAUAUGUGGUGAGGAAUGUCACAAGAAAGACUGUACUGAUGUUGUGCUGUAGACUAUACACACCCCAGGGAAAAGAACAGGAUUCCCUCUCCUGUGCAGUGCUGAGGUGGACUCCAUGUCACAGGAAAGUGUUGCUGAAGAUAAUGCACUACAGAGACUACAGCAUCCCUCACCCGUGUUAGUCAUUGAUCGUCCAUAAAGAAAAUGUCUGGGGACUCUCCAGUUUCACAGCCUGGACUGGCAUUUCAGUCCUGAGGAUGGGUUUAUAGAGGAGGACAGGUCAUUUUUGGUGUCCUUAGAGAGCCAGAUGCUCUCGAUUGAUUUUUUGGAUCUAGAAUUAGAGAAUGUUUUUAGCUUAAUUGGAGUGGGAGUUCUGGUUUGGGUUUGGUUUUUAUUUGCUUGGAUAUUUUUUCUUUGCUUUUGUUUAAAUUUUGUUGUUAGUUUUUAAAUAAUUUAUUCUUGUUGUUUUAAUAGUUGGUUAAAGCUCUACACUGUAUAUACUGACUACCCUUUCUAAAGACCCUAUUGAGUAUAAUGACUGUUUUUAUGAAUAAAAAGCAAGUUUCAACUCCUCAA